CCUCGCUGUUACAUCACAGCCUGUUCGUGUUCAUCUCCUCUGAUCUCACUGAGGGAGGCGAUGCAGAGGCAGCUGCAGGCUCUGCCUCCACAAACACAGAGCACACAUUCGCUGAAAUCCAUGACAAAAAUAUCUGCUUUGCAGGUGAAGAUGCGCCGGCUUCAGACUCAGCUUUCUCGCUUCCCGUAUUUGUCCAGUUUCUAGGUCUGCGCUGUGCAUUACAGUCAGCUGAACAUGUUCACGCAGCGCAGCAGCCUAUCCAGAGCCUCCGAUCCCCCUCCUCUCUGCAGGCAGAGCGCAAAAAUCGCUCCAUAAAUUCUAUUUGGGCGCAUUAGCGAGCAGGAUGGCGCUCUUGCUGUCAGCACCGCGGACAGCUCCCAGCAGCUCUGACAGAAAAGGGAAAGUUUGAUUUUUGGUUUUGCUUAUUUGCAAAGGCGUCACGUGUCUGAUCCCGGUCGAUCGGAGCUUUGGGAUGAUGUGACUCCGUCCAGGUGUCGGUGGAAGCUGUGCGCUAGUCACUGCAGCCACAAAGGGAAAUUUAAAUUCUGGAUCAUCCUAACUGCUAUUAAACAGGACUUUGUCGUCCAGUCGCCUUCCUCCUCCUCCUCCUCCUCCUCCUCCUCCUCUGCGGCGACAAUCAAGAUCUAGGAGCAAAAUAAAAAGGUAACAGCCUCGGCCUGCAGUGACUGGAACCCGGAGGAGGAGUGCGUGUCUCUCAGCGUCUUAAUUACACCGGUACAGGGAGACAUGGAGGAGCGCAGUGAGAAUUCACCCGGGGCCGCUUCGGAAAGGAGAAAUGAAGCUGUGUUCAAGAAAUAGUGUUGCCUAGUUUUUGCUUUCCAAGCCUUUUAGUUUUUCUUUCGGCGUACAGCGCCUGUUAUGAAGAUGCUGGUGCUCCUGGUGACGAUGUCUUCAGUCGUUUUCAGCCCCGGCUUUGCUCUCAGCUCCCAUUUCAGCUCAGAUGGCACUGCGCUGACUGAGCUAUCCUGGUCAUCAUCCCUGGCUGUAGUGGCCAUCUCCUUCUCGGGCCUCUUCACCUUUGUCUUCCUCAUGCUGGCCUGCCUCUGCUGCAAGAAGGGCAAGAUUGGCUUCAAGGAAUUCAAAAAUGUGGACGGGGAGGAGUACCAUGCAGACAUGUCCACCUUGGCCUCGCCGGCCUCCCAGGGCAGCCCUGACGUCUACAUCCUGCCGCUGACUGAGAUGUCACUGCCGGUCGCCAAGCAGCCUGCUCGAUCAGUCCAGCUCCUGAAAUCCACAGAUCUCAGCCGCCACGGUCUUCUCUACCUGAAGGAGAUCGGGAAGGGCUGGUUCGGGAAGGUUCUACUGGGGGAGGUGAACACAGGACUUAAUACCACCCAAGUCGUUGUGAAGGAGCUCAAAGCCAGCGCCAGCGUGCAGGACCAGAUGCACUUCCUGGAGGAAGCGCAGCCUUACCGUGCCCUCCAGCACCCGGCCCUGCUGCAGUGUUUGGCCCAGUGCACUGAGGUCACUCCCUACCUGCUGGUGAUGGAGUUUUGUCCACUGGGGGAUAUGAAGGGUUACCUCAGAAGCUGCAGGACUGCAGAAACCAUGACGCCAGAGCCCUUGAUUCUUCAGCAGAUGGCCUGUGACAUUGCCUCAGGACUCCUGCACCUGCACAAACAUAACUUCACACACAGUGACCUGGCUCUGAGGAACUGCCUGUUGACUGCUGAUGUCUCAGUGAAGAUCGGAGAUUAUGGCCUGUCCCACACCAUGUAUAAGGAUGAUUACUAUGUGACGUCGGAUCAAAUGUAUGUGCCACUGCGCUGGAUCGCUCCAGAGGUGGUGGAUGAGGUGCAUGGAAACCUGCUGGUGGCGGAUCAGACCCAACAGAGCAACAUCUGGUCUCUGGGCGUGACUAUCUGGGAGCUAUUCGAGCUGGGCAACCAGCCCUACAGACACUACUCCGACAGACAAGUACUGACCUACGCUGUGAGGGAGCAGCAGCUGCGACUGCCCAAACCGCUGCUCAAUGUGCCCUUGGCUGAGCGCUGGUAUGAGGUGAUGCAGUUCUGCUGGCUCCAGCCUGAUCAGAGACCCAAUGCAGAGGAAGUCCACUUGUUGCUCAGCUAUCUGUGUGCCAAGGGGGCCAGUGAGGCAGAGGAGGACUUUGAGCGGCGCUGGAACUCCAUGCGCCCCAAUAAUGGAUUCACCAACCACCGUAGUGACUCUGCAGUGUCACGAGACCACACCUCAUCAACCACCUCCUCGUUUCCUCUCCUGGAGCAGUUUUCAACAAGUGAUGGCUACCACUCAGAGUCCGGGGAUGACAUACUAACAGUCACUGAGACCAGCCAUGGCCUGAACUUUGAGUACAAGUGGGAGCAUGCCAGGGCAGACCAGUCGUACAGAGUACCGGACUCCUCCAGUACCAUGGGGCAGGUCAGCCAUCACUGUCAGGAAGCUUUUUACCCACCAGGGGGCAUUGGUGGAGGCUGCCCCUUGGAGAGCCUCAGCCAUGGAAUUUCUCCUUCUUACUAUCAACCAAAACAUCUACAUGCUCCGGGCCUACUUCCUGUCCUCAGUGCCCAUAGCCCCUCAGUAAGCAGUGAAUACUACAUCCGCAUUGAGGAGCCAAUGGACUGUAACAUUGAUCAGGACUAUACCAUGUGCUCCUAUAGCCCAGACUACCAGGGCAGCAGUGGGAGCUUCCUUACUGGGAGUGCAGACUCAGGUGAGUGCAUGGCCUGCCCAUCCAAGGCUAAAACCAUGGGUCCCUAUUGGUCAGCAGACAUCCAUAAGUCAGAUGCAUACGACUCCAAUGACUCAAGUCCUGCCAUUUCGCUGACAAUGGAGCCACUUUUAGGGCAAGUGUCAGACAGCAGCCCCCUACAACCCUGGAAGUCCAGUCACUACGUGUCAUAUAAAGACAGAGAUGGGGGCUACUACUAUGAGCAUUCACCACCUUUGGGAAUAGAUCACUAUCUGAUUGGAGGGGAGCACUCUAGUGAGCAUCAUCAGGAAAGUUGGGGGUCAAGGAGCUUGCGUCAGGCCUUGGGUGAACUGGAGAACCCACUCGGUAUAUCUCCCUCUGUAAGCAGUCCACCUCAGCAGGCCUACAGAGAUUCAUAUCUGGACACAAGUCAAACCUCCAUCAUAGGAAAGAACAUAAGUGGGGGCUACUACGAUAUGAUGGGCUCCCUGAGGAAAACUAUGCCAAGCCACAGCAGCCACUCCAUCCAUAUCGACAUGGAGACAGAGGGGGCGCUCUUCAUGGGGCACAGAGACAGUGAUACAGAGGAGGAAGAGGAGGAGGACAUAUUUAUUGAGAGACAUACCUGCAACACUUGGCCAUCAAAGCACCACCACAGCAGUGUGGGUCACCACAGACGAGCAAGCCACAGCUGCAGACAGGAUGCUUAUGUAGAUUUCCACUACACAAUGCCAAGUACAGACAUAGAAGACUCCUGGCCAGAGCAGCACAGCCUGGCCUUCCACUCUCUACCCAAACACACCGACUAUCUCGAGCACCACCAGGCCAAAGACAAUAGUGCCUGUCUUAAUCUGAGUAACCACCACACAAUGGUGCCUUCAGACAACUGCAACACCUACAUCUACUUGUGCCAUGAGGCUGAGACACAAGCGCCAGCAUCUGGAGAGUGCUGCCACUCACACUUUAUAGAUCCACUCACUGGCUUGCUAAUCAGAAACAACAGCUAUAGUCACAGCUGCAGUCACAGUAGCUACACCAGAGAUAAGCUCACUGACAUCCCCAGUAAUGAGGAGAUGAUCAAUCUGUCACCGGCUCCAGGGGGUCCCAUUGUGUCCAAACCUACCUUUAUAAAGACUGAGGACAGUGGAGAACGGUACGUUGACCUUACAAUUGAUGAUACCCCCUUCAAAGAGAAGAUGCAGGAAGUAAUCAAGGAAAAUCUAAUCAUGCAAAAACCGCCAGAGCCAAAAAUAGAAGAGGUGACCCUGACAAUGACUAAAGCCACUCCACCUCCUCCUGACAACAUGCACAUGAUGGUGGCCCUCACAGAUCCGCAGUCAGAGUUAAGUCACACUGGCGACAGCGGGGUUGACCAAGGCGGCUCCAGUGUUAGCCUCGCUGACAUCCUCGACUGCAGUGAUGAUGAUGAGGAGGAGGAUGAUGACAUCACAGAUGAUAUCACCGACGUUACCUCGGGCAUCUUUGCCGAUGAGGCCAGCGAGCUGAAUGCUUCUCCUGCCUUCAAGUCACUACAGAAGCAGGUAGGAACCCCUGAUUCCAUGGAUUCUAUGGAUCUACCAUCUGCAGCCGGGCCUUGCGAAGGAUUCAGCCCUGCAUCAUCACACCCUGCUAGUUCACCAAAAGCUAUGGACAGUGGCUAUGACACAGAAAAUAAUGAGAGCCCUGAGUUUGUACCCAAAGAGCCUCACGAACCCCGUGAACAACCUCUGGGAAAGCAACAAGACAGAGGCCUGGGGGAUGAUGGAGUUGAAACUGAAGUGGUGCCCACAGAAGGUGAACCACCAGUGGGUGAAGAUUUGGUCUCAGAAACCUCGCAGACAGGCGACCACAUCCUUUUGCCAUUGAGUGAUAACACCCCAUACAGAGACUCUGCCUACUUUUCAGACUAUGAGAAUGAAAGGCAGUCAAGGGACGAAGGGCAAGAGCUGUCAGAGCGAGUUAUAGAUGAACCAAAUGUUGAAGAGGAACAGCAAAUGGGAGAAAAGAAGGGUGAGAAAAGGAAGAGUGAAGAAGAGGAAGAAGUAAAGGACAAUGUAGCAAACAAAGACAUAAAACUUGAAAAUAAAAAGACACUGACAGGAGGAACAGAAUCCUUUUCUCCCCCAGAGACAGAAGCAUGCUUGACAGAGGAGUGUAGCUACCAGGAUGAGGAACUGGGGCUACUUCUGGAGUCUUCUGACACUGCUUCAAUAAUGGAAGGAGGACUGGAUGAAUGGCCAUCCCAGGAAGAGAGCUCAUCCUUGGGAGAUUGGGCAGCAGAGGUGGUGGGGGCCAUGGAAGAAGCCCUCGGUGCACUGAAUGGAGACUGUACCUCCAUCAAAUUAGAGGAGGAGGAAGCAGAGGACAGGGAAGACUCUGUACAGGCUUUAGAGGCAACAGAAGAGUCAGUGAUCAAGGCUAUUCAAAACAGGCCUUCAGGGAUAUCUAGCGAGAUCCCGCACAGUUUACCCAAAGAUGAGGUGGCCUUGCAGCACAUGGCAGCCAGGCGAUUUUCUUUCUCCUCUUCUCCACCUCCACCCAACCCUCUGCUCCCUGAGACAGUGGGCCGAGGGUCUCCGGCUGAUGGGGAAGAGGCUGACGAGGAAGGUGGUGACACUGACGACAGUGACGAGUCAGAUGAGGAGCUGCGAUCCUAUAGUGUGCAAGAACCGAGUGGGGAAGAGGAGAGCGAGGAUGAGUGCCACCUGGUGCCCAUUGUGGUGAGCGACAACAGUGAAGCCCACAAACUGCGCAGCCUCUUGAAGAUGCCAGUCCUGCUCACAGUUGAAAACCUGGAGGAUCAACUUGACCGCAAGAAGAAGAAUGUGUCUUUUUUUGAUGAUGUCACCGUCUAUCUCUUUGAUCAGGAGAGCCCAACUAAAGAGCUGGCUGAGCAUGGCUUCCCUUUGGGAACAGAGGGUCAGAGUUCACAUAGCAAAUCAGACAAGGUUAAUGCCUCCGAUGACUCUUCAGAUGGGAACAUCUCAGAAGAGAGUGCAGGGUAUGAGUGGGAGGAUGACUUCUCCCUGCUCCCCCUACCAACAUCCUCGGGGCCAUCCGACUCCCCUCCUCGCUCUGUCACCAAGGCCCCGGACGCCAAACCAGCCGUGCAGUUCUCCCGGUUCACUGUCUCCCCAUCCAGCGUGUCCCGUUUCUCCAUCACCCACAUCUCUGACUCUGAAGGAGGGAGCAGCGAGGAUGGGGACAAGGAGUAAGGAGCUGUGGAUAUCUACUGCCUCUCUGACAACGACUUGGCCCACUAGCAUGACUUCGGAGUUUUGUUUUUUAUCAGGUUUUAGAAACACAAGACCGUGCCUCUUACUGCCUGUGGACACUUUUGGAAGGGCCGUAUUACCACGGUGUAGGACUGACCUAAGCUGUUUAGAAUAAAAAGACAAGUAGAGUUAAUAUACAACAUUAACAGAAUAUUAAUAUAUACUGUAUGUCUGAUGUAAAGAAUCAGUGAAAGCACGGGAGAUGAGUAUGUUGAAUUCUAUUUUUCAGAUUAAAGAGAAAAUGGUGGAGACAUACCUCUGGA
Molecule: messenger RNA, 6212 nt
Organism: Monopterus albus (swamp eel)
Lineage: Eukaryota; Metazoa; Chordata; Actinopteri; Synbranchiformes; Synbranchidae
Gene: lmtkb
Product: apoptosis-associated tyrosine kinase b
Exons: 14
Coding region: 880-5889 (1669 amino acids)
Biological process (GO): peptidyl-tyrosine autophosphorylation; brain development
Molecular function (GO): ATP binding; protein tyrosine kinase activity
Source: RefSeq, a predicted model, not a curated record